AUGAGGCUCAUGAAUAAGGUACUUCGCCCCUUCAUUGGUAAAUUUGUUGUUGUUUAUUUUGAUGACAUACUUGUUUAUAGAAAAUGUGAACUUGAUCAUGUUAAACAUUUGAGGCAAGUAUUUGAAAUAUUGAGAAGUAGACGGCUUUUUGCCAAGUUUGAAAAGUGUACUUUUAUAGUGGAUAGCAUUGUUUUUCUUGGUUAUGUGAUUUCGAGUGUAGGGAUCUCAAUGGACCCUAGUAAAGUGGAGGCCAUUCAAUCUUGGCCUUCUCCUAAUACUCUCACUCAAGUUAGGAGUUUCCAUGGUCUAUCUUCCUUCUAUCGAAGGUUUGUGGAGAAUUUUAGCACUAAUUUGGCCCCAGUGACCGAAUGCAUGAAGAAGGGUACUUUUGAGUGGACACCAUCGGCUCAAAGGGCUUUUGAGACCCUCAAGAAGAAGUUGUGUGAGGUUCCAAUCUUAGAUCUUCCGAAUUUUGAUCAAACCUUUGAAGUUGAAUGUGAUGCUAGUGGGUUUGGAGUUGGAGCAGUUCUUGUGCAAAGAGAGGGAGGUCGGUUGCCUAUUUUAGUGAGAAGCAUGGUGGAGCAAGAAUGA
Messenger RNA from Chenopodium quinoa (quinoa), 591 nucleotides. RefSeq lists its product as uncharacterized. The transcript has a single exon. The record is from RefSeq and is a predicted model, not a curated record. Bases 1 to 591 code for a protein of 196 amino acids. NCBI's taxonomy places the organism in Eukaryota, Viridiplantae, Streptophyta, Magnoliopsida, Caryophyllales, Amaranthaceae.